This is a messenger RNA of Stereum hirsutum FP-91666 SS1, 1187 nucleotides long. RefSeq lists its product as uncharacterized. Gene Ontology annotation, cellular component: cytosol. Lineage: Eukaryota; Fungi; Basidiomycota; Agaricomycetes; Russulales; Stereaceae. Gene Ontology annotation, biological process: positive regulation of ATP-dependent activity; protein folding. Bases 195 to 1187 code for a protein of 330 amino acids. The record is from RefSeq and is a predicted model, not a curated record. Gene Ontology annotation, molecular function: protein-folding chaperone binding; ATPase activator activity. The transcript has 5 exons.
CUUGCCACCACAUCGCAUCGCAUUACCUUGCUUGUCCAAGUACUCUCCCUCGAGCUCAGCUUGUCGUCUCUCGUAUCGCUUAGAUAACUAGAAACAUUCGCAUCCGUCCACCCAUCAACGUUCAAGACCUAAUCUACCCCUCUUCCACUUCGAGAAACAGUUGUUCAAACCGAAUCAAGCCAAAGAAAGAAAAGAUGUCGUCCAUGCCACUCUCCACCGCCAACUGGCACUGGAAGAACAAGACGGUGACGCCUUGGGCGAAGACCUGGUUCGAGCGCGAGCUCGUGACGGUCGAGGUGGGCGAGAAGGAGGGCGAGAAGGUGGGGGUGGAGAAGGUGGUGGAGGUGGAGGGGGAUGUGGAGUUGGGGAGGAGGAAGAGCAAAUUGAUCACGAUCUACGACUGUCGCGUCGUUCUCAACUGGACAGGAAGUACAGCGGAUGGAACGACCGCGUCUGGACGACUCGUCAUCCCUGAGGUCUCGCAUGAGAUCACGUUGGAUGGGUUGAGCGAUUAUGUCUACGAAUGGUCCCUCGGCUCGGAACACGACGCCUCCAACCCGUCCAUCUCCUCUCUCUUCGCUCUCGCGAAAAAGUCCCUACCCGCAUCUCUCGAAGUCAAGUUCAAAGAAUUCCCAGUCGCGCUCGUAGACGUCCACGGGAAAGACAUCCUUGUCUCUGCCUCUGCCGAUCCGUCCCGGACUUCGUCUCCCGCGCCCGCUCCCCCCAUCAGCACCAGCACCAGCACCAGCACCACUACCUCCACCAUCACAGCCGCUCCGGCACCGGCUCCAGCGCCAGCAAAGAAGAAAGAGGCGAAGAAGGUGAAUGGGGCGCUGGUCGAGGUGGAGGCGACCUUCCAGGCUGCGGCGGACGAUCUGUUCGGGCUCUUGACGGACGAGAAGAGGAUACCGAUGUGGUCGAGGGCGCCGGCGCAGUCCGCCGCGAAGCCGGAUACGGAGUACGCGCUGUUCGGGGGAGGUGUGAGGGGGAAGUAUCUCUCGCUUACGCCGGGGAAGGAGAUCAAGCAGACGUGGGCGUUGCAGAGCCCGACGUGGCCUGAUGGUCACGAAGCGACGAUGACGAUCAGCUUCGCGCAGUCGACGGAUUCGACGAAAGUCACGUUCGCGCUCGAUGGGGUUCCGACCGGGAUGGAAGAUGAGAUCAGGAGGAAUUUGGAGGGGUAUUAG